UAUCAGGGAGGAUGGUGGCGCUGAGAGAGGCAGCCAGUUGCUCUCCAGCUGUCACAGCAAAAGUGGAGCCUCCCUUACGGAUGAACAUCCUCGACCUGUUGCCUCCGUGUGAAGAAAAGUAGAGCUGCGUUGUGACUGGUGCCAAAAAAAAAAGAGAGAAAGAAAUGCAUUUUUUUCCUGUUAAGGGAGGGUGGUCGAAGACGAUGCCAUGAGGGUUAUCAAUGUUUUUGUUAUUCGUUUACGUUUUGAAUAGCAGAAGGAAGGGCGACGGAGUUGGCUUUGGAGGGGAGAUCCUUCUCGGCGUGGAGGUGCGGUUUGCGGUGGUAUUUGUCUCUGUCUCUGAGUUUUGAGGAGGAGGACCAUGGUCGAAUUGGAGAAGGAGGUUCUCCCUUUGCCUCCUCGGUACCGGUUCCGAGACCUGUUGCUCGGGGACUGGCAGACCGACGACAGGGUGCAGGUAGAGUUCUAUGUGAAUGAGAACACUUUCAAGGAGCGCCUCAAGCUGUUCUUCAUCAAAAACCAAAGAUCCAGUCUGCGGGUGCGAAUGUUUAACUUUGCUUUAAAAGUGCUGAGCUGCCUCCUCUACAUCGUCAGAGUGCUGCUGGACAACCCGCAAGAGGAGAGGCUGGACUGUGUGAGUGGACUAAACUGCACCAAACAAAACACGUCCGCCCGUCCCCGGAGUGAGUUUGACUGGAAACUGAUCAUCUGGGUUGACAGACCUCUGCCGCUGUGGGCUCUGCAGGUGCUUGUGGCUUUCAUUAGCUUCUCGGAAACGAUGUUGCUCGUGUAUCUCAGCUACAAGGGUAACGUUUGGGAGCAAGUAUUACGUGUCCCCUUCAUUCUGGAGAUGAUCAGCACCGUUCCCUUCAUGAUCACUGUGAUUUUGCCCUCCUUCAGAAAUCUCUUCAUCCCUGUAUUUCUCAAUUGCUGGCUGGCCAAGCACGCGUUAGAGAACAUGAUAAAUGAUCUCCACAGGGCUAUCCAGCGGACACACUCAGCCAUGUUCAACCAGGUGGUGAUACUUAUCAGCACACUGGUCUGUCUUAUGUUUACAUGCAUCUGUGGAAUUCAACACCUUGAACGAGCGGGCAACAACCUGACAUUGUUCGACUCACUCUACUUCUGCGUGGUCACCUUCUCCACGGUGGGGUUCGGAGACGUCACCCCUCAGAUCUGGCCGUCACAGCUCCUGGUGGUCAUCAUGAUCUUUGUGGCACUCAUUGUGCUUCCCAUUCAGUUUGAGCAGCUGGCCUUUCUGUGGAUGGAGCGACAGAAGUCUGGAGGGAACUACAGCCGCUACAGGGCACAGACGGAGAAACAUGUGGUUCUGUGUGUCAGCUGCCUCAAGAUCGACCUCCUCAUGGAUUUCCUCAAUGAGUUCUUCGCUCACCCUCGGCUGCAGGACUACUACGUGGUGAUCCUUUGCCCAGCGGAAAUGGAUGUGCAAGUUAGGAGGGUCCUUCAUGUCCCCCUUUGGGCCCAGAGAGUCAUCUAUCUGCAGGGGUCAGCCCUGAAAGACCAAGAUCUGAUGAGGGCCAAGAUGGACGAUGCUGAGGCCUGCUUUAUCCUCAGUAACCGGUUUGAAGUGGACCGCAUUGCUGCUGAUCAUCAGACCAUCCUCCGGGCCUGGGCAGUGAAAGACUUUGCUCCGAACUGUCCCCUGUACGUCCAGAUUCUCAAACCGGAGAACAAGUUUCACGUCAAAUUUGCAGAUCAUGUGGUGUGUGAAGAAGAGUUUAAGUAUGCCAUGCUGGCUUUAAACUGUGUGUGCCCUGGUACCUCAACUCUCAUCACUCUAUUGAUCCACUCCUCGAGAGGACAAACAACUCCACAAGAAGCCUUCAAACAGCGUGUUGGAGCCUUUCAGUCCCUCAACAGGGAGGGCGGUGCGUGCUCGGCGGACCAAUGGCACCGGACAUACCGGCGCUGCUCAGCCAAUGAGGUGCAUCACAUCCGCUUGGAAGAAAGUAAAUUUUUUGGGGAGUACCAGGGAAAGAGUUUUACUUUUGCCUCCUUUCAUGCGCAUAAAAAGUAUGGAGUAUGUUUAAUCGGAGUGCGCAGACUGGACACCACCAACAUUCUGUUAAACCCUGGGCCGUGCCACAUCAUGGGAGCAUCUGACACAUGCUUUUACAUCAAUAUCUCCAAAGAGGAGAACUCCGCAUUUGUCAGGGGCCAAAGGGAGCCAUCAUGGGGUGGCGCAGGAGGAAAUGCCAGGGGAGUGCACCAAACCAUCUACCAUGGACUCACCCGCCUGCCAGUCCACAGUAUCAUCGCCAGCAUGGGCACUGUAGCCAUUGACCUGCAAGACUCCAGUGACAGCAGUCCAGAAGGCCAGGACCCGGGAAGCGCAGGCCUCGGCAGUGGGAGGGGGAGCAGAAGCAGCUCCAGGACAGAGAUGGGGGGCGCCAACACCUUAGCCCUACCUGCCAUGGGAGAGUCGGAGGAGAGACGGCACAGCAUCGCCCCCGUCCUGGAGCUCGUUGAUGGCGUCAGCAACCCCACCUUCGAUCUACUGGGGGACCAGUCAGAGGAUGAGGGAGGAGAGGAGGGAAAGGAGGACAGUGACAGGGAUGAGAGCGCCCACUGGUGGGGCCGGCAUAGCGAGUGGGUGAAGGGAUACCCGCUAAACUCUCCAUAUAUUGGCAGCUCACCUGCUCUGUGCCAUCUUCUCCAAGAGAAGAUGCCUUUCUGCUGUCUACGCAUGGACAAAGCUUGCCACCACAUCCCCUUUGAGGAUGCCCGCUCCUAUGGCUUCAAGAAUAAAUUGAUCAUUGUGUCUGCGGAGAGUGCAGGGAACGGCCUGUACAACUUCAUUGUUCCUCUACGGGCCUACUACAGACCAAGGAAGGAGCUCAACCCCAUCGUGCUGCUGCUGGAGAGUGUACCUGAAGCAGACUUCCUGGAGGCAAUCUGUUGGUUCCCCAUGGUGUUCUACACAGUGGGCUCCAUCGACAAUCUGGACAGUUUGCUGCGAUGUGGAGUCACAUUCGCAGACACCAUGGUGGUGGUUGACAAGGAGAGCUCCAUGAUCGCAGAGGAGGAUUACAUGGCCGACGCAAAGACCAUCGUCAACGUCCAAACCCUUUUCAGAUUGUUUCCAGCGCUUAGUAUCAUCACGGAGCUCACACACCCGGCAAACAUGCGCUUUAUGCAGUUCAAAGUCAAAGACCACUACUCCAUAGCUCUGUCCAAACUGGAGAAGAAAGAAAGAGAGAAGGGGUCUAACCUGAUCUUCAUGUUCCGCCUGCCCUUUGCUGCUGGGAAGGUGUUCAGCGUUAGCAUGCUGGACACUCUCCUCUACCAGUCAUUUGUGAAGGACUACAUGAUCUCAAUCACCAGACUGCUGCUUGGUUUGGACUCCAUGCCUGGCUCAGGUUUCCUCUGUGCUAUGAAGAUCACAGAAGACGACUUGUGGAUCCGCACCUAUGGCAGGCUCUACCAGAAACUAUGCUCCUCCACUGGAGACAUCCCCAUAGGGAUCUACCGCACAGAGGCCCAAAAGCUUCCAGUCUCAGAGUCCCAGGUGUCUAUCACGGUCGAGGACUAUGAAGACACCAGGGAACCCAGAGAGCCCCUACUGUCCCGCACCAGCGCCCAUCGCAACUCCACCUCCUCGGAGCCCAUCUCCACCUCGUCCCACUCCUCAGACCACCCGCUGCUCAGGAGGAAGAGCAUGCAGUGGGCACGCCGGCUGAGCAGGAAGGGGGGCCGGGGCUCCAGCGGGAAUAAGGGAGGCCCGGGCAGCGCGGCAGAAAGGAUCAGCCAGCAGAGGCUGACCUUGUUCAGGCGCUCAGAGAGGCAGGAACUCAAUGCCCUGGUGCGAACAAGGAUGAAACACUUGGGCCUUUCUCCAACUGGAUUCAAUGCAUUUUUGAUGAACGAUAACGAUGGGAUGGCAGACCAAGGGAACAGACUGUCCUACAUCCUCAUCAACCCCUCUCCAGACACCAGACUGGAGCUGCAUGAUGUUGUGUACCUGAUCAGACCAGACCCGCUCUCCCUGGUACCCAAUCAGGGGAGCGGCAGGAAGUGCGGCGCUGGGCUCUCAGAGAGCACCAGGUUCGACACGCAGGACAGCACCCAUCUGUGAGAGACGAACUGGGACUCAUACACUGUCAAAGCAACACAAUCACGAAGGGGAAGCAAAACUCACUCAAGUUGUGACAUUCUGUAGAAGGGGAUGCAGCCAGACGGCGCGAAGCCCUCAUAAAUCCUCCACAUUCUGACUCGAUGAACUCAGAGAUGCCAGACAUGCAUGGACUUUUUCUAUAACAACGGGAAUGUUUUAUUUAUGCACCUUCCUAUUUUCAAGGCGGAGAGCUGCGGACACAGAAGUGCAUUUAAUGAAAACCUGUGUGUAUUUAUAUCCGUGUAUGUGCAUGUUAUGUGCCGCAUCGUGUACUGCUGCGCAUGCAGCGUGGAUGUAGUUACGAGUGUACGUACGUAUAUGUGUGCAAGCAGGCGUGUGAAUGUGUGCGGACCCGGAGCAAGACACUGCCAAUUCUACGUGGACAGCCAAGGGAACCUGCUGCCAAACGAAAUCCAAGGGACGUGCCGUCGUGUCUUCACGUGUGUCGUACGUGUGUUUUGUCACGCUUUAAUGUCGUAUUUGAAAGUGACACUACGGUUUACACACCCUGUGAGGCUUUUGUAACAUAAAAGCCUUUUUAGAAAACUUUUUACCUUUGUCACUCGCGUCGUCAGUCACACACACAAACACGCGCGCGUUUGUUUUACGUUCACCAGCAGCGGAUGUAUCCAAAGAGCACCAGUCUCAGUAAUGGACACAAUCUGACAGCGAGCUUGCAGUGCCGCUGCAGGGCAUUCAGUCACAUCGCCGUCACCGUUUGUGGCUUCGUGAGUUCUCUUUGAACAAACCUGACCUGAGUACACCCCCGCCACCCCCCACCCCCUCCCCUUACACUCGCACUCUCUCUGCUUCUGUCAGUCAGUGUGAACCAAACUGCCACCAGCUUGCUUUUGCUCACAUGCAUGUAUGAGAUGCAGCGGCUGGACAAAACAACAGGAACAUACAUAUACUGUAAUAUAAUGCCAUCCGGCCAAAUAGCCCUGCAAUAAAUACUAACCCUUGUGAAGCUUAUAAUGUUUUUGAGAGUGUCAAACAAAACGUGGAUUGAGUUCUCAGUUAUGCACCUGACUUAUAAGCUUUACAAUUAACUGUUUGAUGUAUUUAUUGCACACUGCUAUAAGCAUCCACUUUAACAAGUAAUAAUUAGAUGGCUAAUUUAAAGGUUUAAGUAUAAUUUGGUUAAAAAUGAGUCUUAUGUCCUUGACAUGUGAAAUUCUGAAAGUUUAGUUUGAAGAAAUGCUAACUUAUAAUCUGUUCUAUUAAAGUAAAUUAUUUGUUACUGUGGA
Molecule: messenger RNA, 5382 nt
Organism: Mugil cephalus (flathead mullet)
Lineage: Eukaryota; Metazoa; Chordata; Actinopteri; Mugiliformes; Mugilidae
Gene: kcnt2b
Product: potassium channel subfamily T member 2
Exons: 31
Coding region: 362-4096 (1244 amino acids)
Biological process (GO): potassium ion transport
Cellular component (GO): membrane
Molecular function (GO): intracellular sodium-activated potassium channel activity
Source: RefSeq, a predicted model, not a curated record